UUGCAAGCCUAAGGCCAGAAAUACCAGGAUGAUGGGAAAUGACACCUUUAACAGUCUAAGCCUUCAGCUGGAGGGUUUGAAGGUCAUGGAGACAUCUGUGUACCCCGUCUUUUUGUUUUUUCUCUUCUCCUAUCUGCUCAUUAUGAUCCUGAACGUGGGGAUUAUAGUGCUGGUGUGCUUUGAUAGAAGCCUCCAUCAGCCCAUGUAUUUGCUGUUCUGUAACCUUCCAAUUAAUGACAUCUUUGGAAAUUCAAUCAUUUUGCCCCGUUUGCUCUCUGACCUCCUGAAGCCUCCCUCAGAAUUGCUCAUCAGUUACUAUGAAUGCGUUGUUCAGGCUUUCUCCACACAUCUGUUCGGCACCGCUUCUCACACGGUGCUCAUGAUCAUGGCCUUUGACCGAUACGUGGCCAUCUGUAAUCCUCUGCGUUACUCUGCAAUAAUGAGCAACAGAAUGGUGCUGAAGCUGACCGUCUCUGCCUGGGGCGUGGCCUUUGUUCUGGUCGGGAUUCUGCUGGGUCUGACCGUACGGCUGAACCGAUGCAGGACUCUGAUCUCUAACCCGUACUGUGACAACGCCUCACUGUUCAAGCUGUCCUGUGAGAGCGUGGUCAUCAAUAACAUCUACGGCCUGACCUUCACCGUGGUUCUGUUCACAGCCUCUAUAGGCAGCAUCGUCCUCACCUACACUAAGAUCACCGCUGUCUGUCUGAGCAGCAGGAACAAGUCUCUGAACAGCAAGGCCCUGAAGACCUGCAGCACCCACCUGGUGGUGUAUCUCAUCAUGCUUUUCUGUGGCGUUCUCGUCAUCGUGUUGCACCGUUUCCCUCAGUACUCGGACCAGAGGAAAAUGUCAGCCAUCUUGUUUCAUAUCAUCCCUUGCAGCCUGAAUCCAAUCAUUUAUGGAGUUCAAUUUAAAGAAAUAAAAAGAUUUCUAUCUUAUUUCAUUCAAUCUAGAAAAGUUAUACCUUCACUCUGAA
This is a messenger RNA of Fundulus heteroclitus (mummichog), 977 nucleotides long. Its product is annotated as olfactory receptor 146-like. Gene Ontology annotation, cellular component: membrane. The transcript is spliced from 2 exons. The coding region runs from base 29 to 976 and encodes 315 amino acids. Lineage: Eukaryota; Metazoa; Chordata; Actinopteri; Cyprinodontiformes; Fundulidae. Gene Ontology annotation, biological process: G protein-coupled receptor signaling pathway. Gene Ontology annotation, molecular function: olfactory receptor activity. The record is from RefSeq and is a predicted model, not a curated record.